AUGACCAGUGACCCCUGCGUGACCCCUGACCCCGGGGUGACCCCGGCGGGUGGGGGAGGGGCGCGGUACCGGCUGGGCGUGGCCACGGGCCCGCAGUGGGGGAUGGGCACCCUGGGCAGCGUCAGCGUCACCCUGGAGGGGACAGCGGGGGUGGCACCCGGGUGGCACCUGGGGUGGCCCCGGCACCGCCUGCGCCCCGGCAGCACCCUGUGGCUGGAGGUGACGUCCCCGCGGCCCCUGGGGACGCUCCUGUCCCUGCGGCUGCACAAGGAGCCGCUGCUGUCCCUCGUCCCCGACCGCUGGUUCUGCGCCGGCGUCACCGUCACCGGCCCGCUCCCGCCGCGCCCCGGCGACACCGAGGGCGACGUCAGGGACGUCACCGAGGACCUCGGGGACAGCGACGGGGACGGCGACGGGGACGUCCCCACGGCCGUCUUCCCGUGCCACCGCUGGCUGGAGAGCGGCGACCUGGAGCUGCGCGAGGGGACGGCCCGGACCCCCCGUGACGCCGCUCGGGUGCCGCAGCUGCUGCAGCAGCGCCGGGAGGAGCGGAGAGAGCGCCGGGAGAUCUUCGAGUGCGAACUGGGGUGGGCUCCCUACGCCCCGGGCUGGCCGUGGUGCCUCCGGGCGCUGCCCCCGGCCCUGUGUCCGUGGCCGCCCCCGCCGGCCACGCCCCCUCCGGCCACGCCCCCACCGGCAUCCCCGACGGCAACGUCGCAGGAAACGGUGACGUCACAGGAAACGACGACGUCACAGGAAGCGAUGACGUCACAGGAAGUGGCGACGUCACAGGAAGCGACGACGUCACCGGGGCCGCCCCCCCAGCUGUCGCCCACCCUGAGCUUCCCCCUGGGCCACCGCGUCCAGCUGGCCGCGCGCGCCGCCGCCGCGCAGAUCCGGAUCCGGCUCCGGGGGCUCCGUUCCGGCUCUUCCUGGCGCAGCUUUGAGGACGUUCGGGCGGCGCUCGAGGGGCCCGGGACCCCCAUCAGCGAGUACGUGCUGCGGCACUGGCAGGAGGACGCGUUUUUCGGGGAGCAGUUCCUGAGCGGGGUGAACCCCGUCCUGCUGCGCCGCUGCCGCCGCCUGCCCCCCAACUUCCCCGUCAGCGAGGCCAUGGUGGCCCCGAGCCUCGGCCCCGGCACCUCCCUGCGCCGCGAGAUGGAGGGCGGGCGCCUCUUCCUGGCCGAUUACGCGCUGCUCGAGGGGCUCCCCACGGGGGACAUCGGGGGACACCCCCAGUUCCUGGCCGCCCCCCUGUGCCUGCUCUGGCUCAGCCCCCGCGGCCGCCUGCUGCCCGUGGCCAUCCAGCUGUCCCAGCACCCCGGGCCGGGGUCCCCGAUUUUCCUCCCGGGGGGCCAGGGCUGGGCUCUGGCCAAGCUCUGGGUUCGGGGCGCUCACUUUGUCCUGCACGAGAUGGUCACUCACCUGCUGCACGGCCACUUCCUGGCCGAGGCCUUCGCCGUGGCCACCCAGCGCCUGCCCGUGGCCCACCCCGUGCACCAGCUCCUCCUCCCCCACCUGCGUUUCACCUUCCACAUCAACAUCCUGGCGCGGGAGACGCUGCUGAACCCCGGCGGCAUCAUCGACCAGGCCACCGCAGUGGGCCGGGAGGGGACGCUGGCGCUGGUGGCCCGCGGCACGGCGGCGCUGACGUUCCGCGAGCUCUGCGUCCCCGACGACGUGGCCGAGCGCGGCGUUGGGGACAUCCCCGGCUACCACUACAGGGACGACGCGCUGGACAUCUGGGGCGCCAUCGAGAGCUACGUGGAGGGGAUCGUGGCGCUUUUCUACGCCGAGGACAGCGAGGUGGCCGAGGACGAGGAGCUGCAGGAGUGGGUGGGCGAGAUCUUCACCUACGGCGUCCUGGGCAACGAGAAGAGCGGGUUCCCGUCCAAGCUCUGCGGCCGCGCCGAGCUCGUCAAGUUCCUGACCAUGAUCAUCUUCUGCUGCUCCGCCCGGCACGCCGCCGUCAACAGCGGCCAGUACGACUACGCGGCCUGGAUGCCCAACACGCCGGGCACGCUGCAGCGGCCGCCGCCGGCCAGCGACGACGAGGCCACCGAGGAGCUGCUGCUGGCCACCCUGCCGGGCCCCGAGGCCACCGGGGCCCUGCUGGCCCUGCUCAGCGUGGUCAGCUACGAGGGGGGCGAGCCGCCUCGAUGUCCCCAGCGCCCCCUGGGCUCGCGCACUCAGGACCUGCUGGCCGGGCGGGCGCCGCGGCAGCUGCUGGCCGCGUUCCGGGCGCGCCUGGCCGCCAUCACCGAGCGCGUCCGCGCCCGCAACGCCGCGCUGGCCCUGCCCUACCCCUACCUGGAGCCCACCUGCGUGCAGGAGAGCAUCUCCAUCUGA
Molecule: messenger RNA, 2349 nt
Organism: Vidua macroura (Pin-tailed whydah)
Lineage: Eukaryota; Metazoa; Chordata; Aves; Passeriformes; Viduidae
Product: polyunsaturated fatty acid lipoxygenase ALOX8-like
Exons: 14
Coding region: 1-2349 (782 amino acids)
Biological process (GO): lipid oxidation; linoleic acid metabolic process
Molecular function (GO): oxidoreductase activity, acting on single donors with incorporation of molecular oxygen, incorporation of two atoms of oxygen; protein binding; metal ion binding
Source: RefSeq, a predicted model, not a curated record